AUGGACGUGCACCUGUUCGACUAUGCGGAGCCCGGGAAUUUCUCUGACAUCACCUGGCCCUGCAACAGCAGUGACUGCAUCGGCGUGGACACGGUGCUGUGUCCACACAUGUCCAACAAGAGCGCACUGCUCUACACGCUUGCCUUCAUCUACAUCUUUAUCUUCGUCGUCGGCACGGUGGCCAACUCCGUGGUGGUCUGGGUGAACGUGCAGGCCAGGACCACGGGCUACGACACGCACUGCUACGUCCUCAACCUGGCCAUCGCCGACCUCUGCGUGGUCCUGACCAUCCCCGUGUGGGUGGUCAGCCUGGUGCAGCACAACCAGUGGCCGAUGGGCGAGCUCACCUGCAAGGUCACGCACCUCAUCUUCUCCAUCAACCUCUUCGGCAGCAUCUUCUUCCUCGCCGGCAUGAGCGUGGACCGCUUCCUGUCCCUCACCUACUUGCGCAACGCCUCCGCGUGCAGGAAGAGGGCGGCCCGCCGAGCCGUCUGCGUCCUGGUGUGGCUGCUGGCCUUCUGCGUGUCCCUGCCCGACACCUACUACCUGAAGACCGUCACGUCGGCCGCCACCAACGAGACCUACUGCCGGUCCUUCUACCCCGAGCACAGCGUCAAGGAGUGGCUCAUCGGCAUGGAGCUGCUGUCCGUCCUCCUGGGCUUCGCGAUCCCGUUCUCCGUCAUCGCCGUCUUCUACUUCCUGCUGGCCAGGGCCAUCUCGGCGUCCGGCGACCAGGAGAAGCACAGCAGCCGCAAGAUCAUCUUCGCCUACGUGGUGGUCUUCCUCGUGUGCUGGCUGCCGUACCACGCCGUGGUGCUGCUGGACAUCUUCUCCAUCCUGCACUACCUGCCCUUCACCUGCCAGCUGGACGGCUUCCUCUUCACCGCCCUGCACGUCACGCAGUGUCUGUCCCUGGUGCACUGCUGCGUCAACCCCGUCCUCUACAGCUUCAUCAACCGCAACUACAGGUACGAACUCAUGAAGGCCUUCAUCUUCAAGUACUCGGCCAAAACCGGCCUCACCAAGCUCAUCGACGCCUCCAGAGCAUCCGACACCGAGUACUCGGCUCUGGAGCAAAACACCAAGUGA
Elephantulus edwardii (Cape elephant shrew) is the source of this 1089-nucleotide messenger RNA. RefSeq names its product atypical chemokine receptor 3 (gene ACKR3). Gene Ontology annotation, cellular component: membrane. Gene Ontology annotation, molecular function: coreceptor activity; G protein-coupled receptor activity; chemokine binding. The transcript has a single exon. The record is from RefSeq and is a predicted model, not a curated record. The coding region runs from base 1 to 1089 and encodes 362 amino acids. Gene Ontology annotation, biological process: chemotaxis; angiogenesis; G protein-coupled receptor signaling pathway. NCBI's taxonomy places the organism in Eukaryota, Metazoa, Chordata, Mammalia, Macroscelidea, Macroscelididae.